Molecule: messenger RNA, 2151 nt
Organism: Brassica napus (rape)
Lineage: Eukaryota; Viridiplantae; Streptophyta; Magnoliopsida; Brassicales; Brassicaceae
Product: F-box/kelch-repeat protein At1g22040-like
Exons: 2
Coding region: 624-2030 (468 amino acids)
Molecular function (GO): protein binding
Source: RefSeq, a predicted model, not a curated record
AAAUAUUUUUUUAAAUUUUAAUAAUUUUAUUAUUAUUAAUUUUAAUAAUUUAUAUAAUAAAAUAAUUUAAUUUUUACUUUGUGGCUAGUUUAUAUAUUUUAUUUAACAAUGUAUUUUGCCAUUCUAAAUUUUUCGAACGCGAAAAAUCACUUCGUAAAUAAUAUCAUAGAUAAAUAGAUAAAUUUCAUGCAACAACAACAAUAAUCAACAACAAGUAGAUAUAUUUCAUGCAACAAUAAUAAUAAUCAACAACAAUAAUAAUAAUCAACAACAAGAUAUUUUUAAUUAUAGUUGACUUGGGAGAAGAGAAGACAGGUUUACCUAACUUCACAUCGUGUCAAUCAUCUAUCUAACGUUCAUCACUAAAUUUGCCAGCAAAAUAAAAGAAUUAAAAAAGAACAUCUUGCGUAAACUGAUUCAACAACAAAAACUCAAACUUGGAACCAAAAAGACAAAUUCUAUCUAACUCUUCGAUCAUGUCUAGUCUUUUGCUGCAUUCGUAAGACAUUCUCAUGUCUGUUGGAACUCUAUUAAUUCGUCUCCUUGACCUCUCUCUGAAUUCUUACCAAGUAUGUAUUAGUUUUUUUUGCAGCGACUCUUGAUUUUUUUAAACCUAAGCUAACAUGGGUUCUGUAAUGAGCUUGAGCAAAUCAACUGCUCAGGACGAGGACUUCUCAAACGAAUCUUUCAAAAUACGAAAGACAUGUUCAUCGAACGAUGAAGAGUACUACAGAUUGAUUCCAAAUCUUCCUGAUGAGCUAUCUAUACAGAUUCUUGCUAGGCUCCCAAGAAUCUGCUACUCGAAUGUUUGGUUGGUUUCACGGAGGUGGAGAUCAGCUGUGUCGACCUCUGAGCUGUUUACUCUAAGGAAAGAGCUUGGAAGAACAGAGGAAUGGCUCUAUGUGCUGACUAAAGGCCAAGAUGAUAAGCUUUCGUGGUACGCUUUAGAUCCAGUUUCCACGAGAUGGCAGAGGUUGCCUCCUAUGCCUGUUAUUGUCUACGAAGAGGAACCUACUACAACUAGUUUGUGGAGUCUUUUUACCUUUCCCGGUAGAAAAGAGGUUUCUGAGUCCGAGCAAACGCCCUUCUGCGGCUGUGCUGUUGGUUCUGUUAAUGGGUGUCUCUAUGUUCUUGGAGGGAUCUCUAGGUCUAAAACCGUGAGCUCUGUUUGGCGGUUUGAUCCGGUUCUUAACUCGUGGAGCGAAGUGAGUUCCAUGCUGGCCAACCGUGCUUAUUCCAAAACAGGAGUGUUGGACAAGAAGCUCUAUGUUGUUGGAGGUGUUGAGAGUCGACGUGGAAGUUUAUAUCCGCUUCAGACAGCCGAGGUUUACGAUCCAGACACUGGUGUUUGGUCAGAGGUCCCCAGCAUUCCUUUCUCAAAGGCGCAGGUGUUGCACGACGCGUUCUUGGCUGAAAUGUUGAAGCCUAUAGCCACGGGGAUGACUUGUUACAACGGCAGGUUAUGUGUUACUCAGAGUUUAUGCUCUUGGCCUGUCUUUUAUGAUGCUGGAGGAAAGGUUUAUGAUCCGGAGACGAAUCUCUGGGGUGAUAUGCCCUCUGGUUUGGGUGAAGGUUGGCCUGCGAGGCAAGCGGGUACAAAGCUGAGCGUUGUGGUGGGUGGUGAGUUAUUUGGUUUUGAUCCUUCUUCUUCUUCUUCGGUGGAGAAUGGGAAAAUUAAGGUUUAUGAUCAAAAGGAAGAUACUUGGAAAGUUGUUAUAGGGGAAGUCCCUGUUUAUGAUGUGACAGAUUCAAAAUCUUCUUAUUUGCUUGCUGAGUUUCAUGGGAAGCUUCAUUUUAUUACUAGAGAUGCUGAUUGUAACGUUUCCGUGUUAAGGGAUAAUGUCAAUGAGAUCCCAGGCUCUUCAUCAUCAUCAUCAUCAUUGUCUAGCUCCAAGUCUGUUUUGGGGUCAUGCUCUUUGAAGGAAAAGGGGAAUGGAGAUAUUAAGUCAGACUGUGUUAUUUGGAAAGUCAUUGCAAGCAAGGACUUAGGUGCUGCUGAACUUGUUAGCUGCCUAGUUAUGGAUAUAUGAAAACGAAGAAUCUUUGCUCAUUUCUUGUGAGACAUUAAGAGUUUCUGUGUACAGCCAAAUGCAACAGUUUGAAGCUUUAUUAUAUGUUCUUCCAAAGAUUUAUAGAAGUCUAAUUCUUUGA